CCGCGGCGGCGACGAGAGCGACGGCGGUGGAGCCGGGCCGGACGGCAGGAAUGCGGAACCGGCGCGCGAGCUGAGCUGCCCAGGAUGGCGCAGGGGCGGCGGCGGCGGCGGGCGGCCUGCGCGGGGCCCUAGCGCGGCGGGGCGGACGCUCCCGGCCCCGGCAUCGCGGACGGGCGGGCGGGCGGGCGGCAUCGCGGCCAUGGCCAAGGAGCGGCGGAGGGCCGUGCUGGAGCUGCUGCAGCGGCCGGGGAACGCGCACUGCGCCGACUGCGGCGCCCCGGAUCCGGACUGGGCCUCCUACACCCUCGGAGUGUUCAUCUGCCUGAGCUGCUCGGGAAUCCACCGGAACAUCCCCCAGGUCAGCAAGGUGAAGUCUGUCCGCCUGGACACCUGGGAGGAGGCCCAAGUGGAGUUCAUGGCCUCCCGUGGGAACAGCGCUGCCAGAGCCGUGUUCGAGUCCCGGGUGCCUCCCUUCUACUACCGGCCCUCGGCCUCCGACUGCCAACUCCUGCGGGAGCAGUGGAUCCGCGCCAAGUACGAACGGCAGGAGUUCACCCACCCCGAGAGGCAGGAGCCCUACUCUGCAGGAUACCGAGAAGGCUUUCUCUGGAAGCGCGGCCGGGACAACGGGCAGUUUCUAAGCCGGAAGUUUGUGCUGACGGAACGUGAGGGGGCCCUGAAAUAUUUCAACAGAAGUGACGCCAAGGAGCCCAAGGCCGUCAUGAAGAUCGAGCACCUGAAUGCCACCUUCCAGCCGGCCAAGAUCGGCCACCCGCACGGCCUGCAGGUCACCUACCUGAAGGACAACAGCACCCGGAACAUCUUCGUCUACCACGAGGACGGGAAGGAGAUGGUGGACUGGUUCAACGCGCUCCGUGCCGCCCGCUUCCACUACCUGCAGGUGGCCUUCCCGGGGGCCAGCGACGCAGACCUGGUGCCGAAGCUCUCCAGGAACUACCUUCAGGAAGGCUACAUGGAGAAGACGGGGCCCAAGCAGACGGAAGGCUUCCGGAAGCGCUGGUUCACCAUGGACGACCGCAGGCUCAUGUACUUCAAAGACCCCCUGGACGCCUUCGCCCGCGGGGAGGUCUUCAUCGGCAGCAGGGAGAGCGGCUACACGGUGCUGGACGGGCUCCCGCCGUCCACCCAGGGCCACCACUGGCCGCACGGCAUCACGAUCGUCACGCCCGAGCGCCGGUUCCUGCUGGCCUGUGAGACGGAGCCGGAGCAGCGGGCCUGGAUGGAGGCCUUCCGCAAGGUGGUGGACAGGCCCAUGCUGCCGCAGGAGUACGCAGUGGAAGCCCACUUCAAGCAUAAACCCUAGCGAGGACGGUCCCCGAGGCCCAGGGCUCUGGACGUGCUGGACGUGGCCGGCAAGGAGGCGGCCGCAGGAGGAGGGAGCCGGCUGCACACCCCCCUCCCGCCCCGCCAGGCGGCCAGCGGGGGGCGGGCCUGAGCUCGGCCCCCAGGACCUGUUUCUCUGGAACCUCACUGUGGGCCUGACCGCGGACCCCGUCAUGCUGCUGCGCCCCGCCCCCCCACACUGGACCACCUUCCCCGAGCCCCCCCCCGCCACCGCACCCCUGAUCAGGGCCCACCCCUGACCAGGAGGCCGGGCUGGGGACAGAGCUGGCCUGCAUGCCUCUCCCCCUCGUGUCCCCCACCCUCCCUCUAACAAGUAUUUAUUGACCCUCGGCCGUGUCUGUGGUGGGGUCCUGGGGGCUGGCGUGGAGGACACAGGAGCCGCCCGCUGCGUGUGUGGGACCUGGGGUCAGACGCCUUCCCAGCUGGGGCCCCCAGGGCCUGUGGCUCAUGAGUCGCUGGCUUGGGACUCGGUGCUGGCCCGUGACCUGUGCCCUGCCGGCCCUCAGGUCUCUGGACCUCAGAGGGUGGAGGCCUGGACCCAGCUCACCCCCAGGGCCCAGCGAGCUGCUGGCCUGAGGUUGCAGGCACUGAGCCUCUCUCGGUGUGUGUGUUGGGGCGGGUGGCAGUGCAUGGGGAUCCUGUCCCCCCAGGAACCCAGCGUGUUGUUGGGCGGGGGGCACCUGCCCGCUUACCUGGGUCUCGUCCUGUCCGGCCCAGACAUCCCCAGGGAGAGGCCUUGACCAGCUACGGGACCAGAGGAGGGUCCCCCGAGCCAGGACAUCCCAUGUACCCCACAUCGCAUCCCAGAGGAAAGCGGGGGCUCUGGAUCCCCCAGGAGCAGGGUGCCUGAGGGCCUUUGCCCAGGUUGUGGGCCCAAUGCCCGGGGAGCUGCCCAGAUCCUGGGCGGGGCCCGCAGGGAUGAGGGGACCCCAACAGGCCACGGGGUCCCCAGGACGGUAGGGCCAGGGCUCAGGACCACCACAGGGUCACCCCGUUCUCCCCAAGACCUUCCUGCCCCGGGCAGGUGCCUCCAACCCCGGGGGGCGGCAGGCUCCCCCUGCCCUCCUGAACCAGGGCCACUGUCUCCCGGUGGAGGAAACCCAAGCCCCAGAGGCCGAGGGCCUGCCCUGGGUCAGGAGUGGAAGCGGAGGCCCGUGUCUCCCGCCCGCGCGGGGCGGCCCCACGCACUUCGGACAGGCCUCCGCUCGGCGCCGAGGGCGAGGCUGACCGAGCGUGUGCGUGUCCUCACGCUGUACCCACGAAGAGUCCGAGGAGGAACCAGACGGCCCGAGCCGCCACAGCAGUGGCGGGAGAACCUGACCGAAACGGGGCGUCGCAGGGACGCAGGCGAAUCAAACCCGAGACGGGGUGACGGGGCGCCUCCUCCCAGCCCCGCGCAGGCUGUGAGGCCACAGCAGGCCGCUGGCCGCAGAUGGGGUUGCUCCAGGUUUAAGACAAACACCGUAUGUUUACACCGAAAAUCCUGACACUCCCCCGACACCGGCUGCCCGCCCGCCCCCCCCCCCCCCAACACACUCUGGACAGACCUGGAAGACACGGGUCCCAGUGGCCACCGCGCAGCCCGGCCCACGGCCCCGGAGCUCACUCAGAAAGGACCAGUGCUGCCAAGCCCAGUAGAAAGGAUUUAUUUAAGCUCAACAAGUCUCACACCGUCCUUUAAAUUCCAUUUUUACAGUAAAUGAGAUUGUGUACGCGGUUCCUUCCCCAUGCAUGAUCAGCGGGUAUUAAUCUACAAGUCUCAUUUUAAUCGUGAAAAAAUAAAGUGUUUCCCCUUUUGUGA
Phacochoerus africanus (Common warthog) is the source of this 3166-nucleotide messenger RNA. RefSeq names its product ArfGAP with dual PH domains 1 (gene ADAP1). Gene Ontology annotation, cellular component: plasma membrane; intracellular membrane-bounded organelle. NCBI's taxonomy places the organism in Eukaryota, Metazoa, Chordata, Mammalia, Artiodactyla, Suidae. The transcript is spliced from 11 exons. Gene Ontology annotation, biological process: positive regulation of GTPase activity. The record is from RefSeq and is a predicted model, not a curated record. Gene Ontology annotation, molecular function: GTPase activator activity; phosphatidylinositol bisphosphate binding. The coding region runs from base 200 to 1324 and encodes 374 amino acids.